UAUACAAUUCCAGUAACUGAAGGAAACAAAAAAUGUCUCUCAAAUUCUCAUUUUCUCUCCUUCUACUUUCCCUAAUCUCCACCCUCUCUACCGCCCAAUUCGGCGGUACUGGCUCUGCUCCCGGCGGCACUGGCACGACUCCCGGCGGCACUGGCACUACUCCGGGCGGCGCUGUCACUUCACCGGGCGGCGCUGUCACUUCUCCGAGCGGCGUUGGCUCUGCUCCUGGUGGAACUAGUGCUGCUCCAGCCGGCGGUACUGCUACCGGCGGAGGCGGAGGGGCGACGGUUGAGUUGUGGUGCGUGGCGAAGAACAACGCAGAGGAUACUGCUCUUCAAUCGGCACUUGAUUGGGCUUGUGGGCCUGGAGGUGCUAAUUGUGGGCCAAUUCAGCCCGGUGGAUCCUGUUAUGACCCUAAAGAUAUACAGAAAACGGCGUCGUAUGUGUUCAAUGAUUACUUUAUUAAGCAUGGUAUGACUGAAGAUGCUUGUAAUUUUGAUGACACUGCUGCUCUCAUUUCUAUAAAUCCAAGCCAUAAUGGGUGUAAAUUUCCAUCCAGCAAGAAUUCAAGUGGAAGUUCUAGUGGGUCGACGAAUGGGGGAUUAAGUCCAUCCUCGGAAGAUUUGAGUAGCGGCAGUUCUAUUCUCAGGAGGUGGAUGUAUAUCUUGAUGGCGAUCAAUUUGCUGUUUGCAAGUCAGCUUAUUUUCUGAUGACUCAAGAAUCUUAGUCUCGUUCCCACUGUAUGUAGUAUGUAGUAUGUAGCGUAAGGCAAUUUUGUUGAGAGCUCAAAAGCUCCAGGUAUUUAAUGUUGGUUCCACGCCCUCUCCAACAUCGUAGAAGCCAUAAUCGAAGAAAUAUCAUGACGAUAAUUCUUCUUGUUUGUUUAUCAAUCAUGUUGGUAUGUAAUCUAACUUUAGAA
Messenger RNA from Solanum verrucosum, 919 nucleotides. Its product is annotated as PLASMODESMATA CALLOSE-BINDING PROTEIN 5-like. The record is from RefSeq and is a predicted model, not a curated record. The transcript has 3 exons. The coding region runs from base 33 to 710 and encodes 225 amino acids. NCBI's taxonomy places the organism in Eukaryota, Viridiplantae, Streptophyta, Magnoliopsida, Solanales, Solanaceae.